Molecule: messenger RNA, 519 nt
Organism: Physeter macrocephalus (sperm whale)
Lineage: Eukaryota; Metazoa; Chordata; Mammalia; Artiodactyla; Physeteridae
Product: putative CENPB DNA-binding domain-containing protein 1
Exons: 1
Coding region: 1-519 (172 amino acids)
Molecular function (GO): DNA binding
Source: RefSeq, a predicted model, not a curated record
AUGUCCAGAAGCAAGCGUAAAUGCAGCAGUGAUAUAGCUGGUACUGCUAAGAAGCGCCAAGCGAUAACAAUUGAAAGAAAAGUGAAUAUAAUUGAGAGAGUGGAGCAAGGUGAAAAGAUGGUAGACGUCGCUUGUUCUUAUAACAUGAAUCUUUCAACCAUUGGCACGAUUCUAAAGAACAAGGACAAAGAUCAUGGAACAUGUGAAGUCUCCUGUGCCAAUGAUGUAGACAACAAUAUUGAAGAAGUGUGGAAAAGUGAUGGAGGAGAUGGAGAAAUUUCUCAGUUUUUGGAUCAGGAUCAGGAUCAGCAUCAGCAUCAAGUCCUGAUCAGCUUAAUGAUGAUUCAAGAGAAAGCUAAAAGGAUUUAUGAAGACUUAAAUAAGAAACAUGGUGAAGAAUCAGAGGGCGCAUCUUUUAAUGCCAUCCGUGGCUGGUUUCAUUGGUUCCAGGCUAGAGCCAACCUUCACAACAUAAAAGUAAGUGAGUGCAGAUACCGUAGCUGCCCGGGAAUUUCCUGA